CGUUUCUCUACUUCUUAAAAUAAUGAGUGGACGCGGUAAAGGUGGUAAAGUUCGUAGUAAGGCAAAAACAAGGUCAGCCCGUGCCGGUCUUCAAUUCCCUGUUGGUCGUGUACAUCGUCUUCUACGCAAGGGCAAUUACGCUGAGCGAGUAGGUGCUGGUGCUCCAGUCUACCUAGCUGCAGUUCUCGAAUAUCUGGCUGCAGAAGUUUUGGAGUUGGCUGGUAAUGCUGCUCGUGAUAACAAGAAAACUCGUAUCAUUCCAAGACAUUUACAGUUAGCCAUCCGCAACGAUGAAGAAUUGAACAAACUUCUUGGUGGAGUUACAAUCGCACAGGGUGGUGUCCUUCCAAACAUACAAGCAGUUCUUCUGCCCAAAAAGACUGACAAGGUCAAGCCUUAAUUUCUCGCAUCUAGAGCGUGAGGAGUAAGAGAACGUGAAACCGGCCCUCUUUAGGGCCACAACCACGUGAUUUGUUUGUCUUUCUGAGUGAUUUCAGUCAUUUUGGUUGCGUUGUAUUAUUAAUUUAUAAUCGAGCUAUUAUGACUGAG
This is a messenger RNA of Schistosoma guineensis, 549 nucleotides long. The record is from the annotation of a GenBank genome assembly. NCBI's taxonomy places the organism in Eukaryota, Metazoa, Platyhelminthes, Trematoda, Strigeidida, Schistosomatidae.